Molecule: messenger RNA, 6204 nt
Organism: Carassius gibelio (silver crucian carp)
Lineage: Eukaryota; Metazoa; Chordata; Actinopteri; Cypriniformes; Cyprinidae
Product: vasopressin V2 receptor
Exons: 6
Coding region: 337-1947 (536 amino acids)
Biological process (GO): positive regulation of vasoconstriction; regulation of systemic arterial blood pressure by vasopressin; G protein-coupled receptor signaling pathway
Cellular component (GO): membrane
Molecular function (GO): peptide binding; vasopressin receptor activity
Source: RefSeq, a predicted model, not a curated record
AGAGCAGAAAAUAUAUGAGACAUAACAGACAGAGAGCAUGAGAAUGACAUUUAGACGCAGUUUUCUGUUCGAUAUGAAAGCUGAACAGACAGGAACUCAUUAAAAAUGUGUAGGUAAAAUUAGCUUAGCCUAACAGCACAGAAUAUUUUGGCAAUAAAAUAAUUUAUUUACAUAAUUGCCAAAAAAAGUUACAAUGGUAGACUGCAGAUAUCUAAAACUGAUUCAGUGUCAACGCGGACGUGGCAUGGACAGAGCAUUAUAUGGAUUAGUUCGUGAAGAAAACUGUGGAUUACAUGGCAAAGUGAAAUACUUACAGUGAAGAAACGGCGCUGGCUGAUGGUCAUGAGGAUGGCCUCUUGGGAAGAGAAUUUGGGUCAGCCCAGUCACUCUGUGCUGGAGAUGGAGGGGUCGCCAGACGUGUCCAGCUCCCUCUUCAAUCUCAGCAGCAGUUAUGGGGGCACAGAGGCUUUCCUCUGGCUGUAUCCAUCAGAGAACAUCACAUGGACCACAGCGUGGCCCACAGUCCAGCCAGUUGCCCCUCCACGGGUACGGAACCAAGCCUUGGCCCAGGCGGAGAUCGGGGUGCUGGGGUUGGUGCUUGCUCUCACUGCUCUGGGUAAUGGAUUCGUGCUGUGGGUGCUGCUGCGUAGGAAGAAACAUCAUGCUCCCAUGCACCUCUUCAUGGUCAAUCUAUGUGUAGCUGACCUGGUAGUGGCCUUCUUUCAGGUGCUGCCGCAGUUGGUAUGGGACAUCACAGAGCACUUCCAGGGGCCUGACGCUCUGUGUCGCUCUGUCAAGUAUUUGCAGAUUGUCGGGAUGUUUGCAUCCUCCUAUAUGAUCGUUGCCAUGACUGUGGAUCGGCACUAUGCCAUCUGCUGCCCCCUUCAAGCAUAUCGUGGAGGUACGCCCUCCCGCUGGAACACCCCCAUUAUGGUUGCGUGGGGCCUGGCCCUACUGCUUAGUUUGCCACAGGUGUUUAUCUUCUCGCGGUCAGAGGUGUCCCCUGGGGUGUUCGAAUGCUGGGGCCACUUUGCUGAGCCAUGGGGUCUUAAAGCAUAUGUCACCUGGAUGACUGUGGCUGUAUUCGUAUUACCAGCCUUAAUCAUCACUGUCUGUCAGGUUCGCAUCUUCAGAGAAAUCCAUGACAACAUCUACCUGAAGUCUGAGCGGAUGGUGACAGCAGAGUUUAAGAGGAACUCUGUCUUCUUCCACUUUGCUCAGCGGGAGGGGGGCAGUGGACGAGGCCGGGAGAGAAACAGACAGAGCAGACACAGUCACCAUGCUAACAGCAGUCUCAGUCAAGCUCACUGCAGCCCCUCACAUCAUGCAGGAGAGGAAGUGUGCUCCUCAAGCCUGUAUGAUGACUAUUCUCAGACUGUUACCUGUAAGAGCUCUAUCUGCCAGCCCUGCCCAACUUCAGACAGCUCCUCCCCUUCCAUCCAAACUCAUCUGCAAAACACCCCCAAACAUCUGUCAGACCCCUCCCAUUCUCAGUCAUUAUCAGCCAAUAGCACGUGUGCACUGACUGGACACCCAAAUAGCUCUGGAGCUUUUGAACUGUGGCCAGAUGCUUUUCCCCUUCCGACCGAUUAUUCGCACCCACCGCCUCUCCCAGGUGUGACUAAGGCCAUGUCUAAGACAGUGAGGAUGACUCUUGUCAUUGUGCUGGUCUACACCAUCUGCUGGUCUCCUUUCUUUAUUGUUCAGUUAUGGGCAGCCUGGGACCCCAACCCACCAAACCAAGGGGCUGCUUUCACUAUCCUGAUGCUUCUAGCCAGUCUAAACUCCUGCACUAACCCAUGGAUCUACACAGCCUUCUCCAACAGUGUGUCCCGUGAGCUGGUCACACUGCUGCGCUGCCACACCGGAUCCCCUCGCAGAGGUUCACUGCCGGACGACUCAACCACAACUCACAUGUCAACCAACACCAAGGACUCCACAUACUGACCUCUGGCCUGACUCGACCACACACACACCAUGGCGUGAUGGGCUAGACUCUGUCCCAAAUGCUACUCUUUGCCCACAUGUUGAUGAAAUAUUAGUGCAUAAACUGUCAGCUGGGCUCGUAAACAGCUUUUUCAGAAUUUAACAUGACAAAUGGGAUCCCCUACGGUCUUGUGAACUUCAUGGACAAGUGCCAGCUGCACAAGUGUGCAAAAAGUGUGCCAUUUGAUACAGGGCUAGGAAAUGUCCUGGCUACUUUAGAUUCAGUUACACAAUCUGAAAAGCAGAUCUGUCAUCAACACUGAUACACCAGUUACAAAGAUAAAAUCACAUUACCAUGCCCAGUGCAUUUUACAGAUAGCUGUCUCCUCAGUUACAUGAAAGCAGACUGGAGUGAUGAAGGAAGAAGAAGAGGGGCCGGAGGGUCGGAGGUCCUUCAUUCCUCCCCUUUCUCUGUUUAUGUCUCAGCCAAGUGUUUUCAUAGACUAGGGUUGCAGGAUUAUAUCAGACUUUACAGUACAAAACAAGAGUGGAAGAUGCAAGAAUAAAGGCAUGUGAACAGUGCAUGCAGAAUGGACGAAAGGUUACCUGGCUGUACUACGGACAGCUUCAGGAGACCGGCGGCAAGACGCUGUAAAUGAGAGUGUCAGAAACGUAAAGGAACAUAUCCACCACCAGCAAGAAUGCUAUGAAAAUUUCAGCCUGAUUGUGGGAAACAAACACAGUGGCAGCUUUGUAACAAAGCGACUUUCUGAAUCAUAUUUAAACUAUAUAUCAAAUGUAAAGUGUUCAGAAGACACUGUGAGUUGAAUUGGUCUACAGUAUCAGCUAUUAAUAGAUUAGUAGUGCUGGCAGUGGGCAGGAAUCUAUAUUUGACUGCUGCUGGACACAAAUGCCGAGCAGAAUGAAGUUUCAUUCUCUGUGUUGCUCAGUUUAGUAGUUUAAUGUACCAAAGCAAAGAAACAACACAUUGUUUAGAAGCUGUUGAUUGUGUAUUGCAUUUCAGUACAAUCAUUACCAUGUACAUUUCCUCACAGUCCUGGGAAAUCCUUGUGAAAAUCAUUGAGAAAAAAAAAAGCAUUUCAUUUUUUCCUUUUUGUAUGCUUAAGGUGAGAAAUAGCUUUUUUUAACAGAAGAAAUGAUAAUGGCAAAUGAACAGCAAUAUAUACAUGUACAUUUCCAAUCUAAAUAUUUGUAGGUAGCAAAAUCUCUACGUUAUGUAUAUAUGUACACACUAAUCACACCGAUUUCAGUCUCACUCAUUAACUUGUCACUUCUUAAGCGCUACCUCUGGUAUUUGCUUGUUUUUGUGUUACCAUUUUUUUUUCUCAUCUGGAAUCAGGGGACCAUUUACAUGCUUCAGAGUAACUUAUUUGUACAGAAAAUAUUCUAAACCUUAUAAAUAUAAUAAAGAUGUGUUGAAGGAUUAAGAAACUAAUUAUUACAUUACAACUUAAGCACCUUACUAUUAAAAAAAAAGUAUUAUAGACAUUAUAUACAGUACAUGCGUAUCUUUGUAACGCACAGAUUCUUGAGGUACAAGAAUUCGUUAGUGUCUAGUUCAGUCUCACACUUUUGCUUGCUAUUCCCAACCCUGCAAAUUAUUAUUAUAAACAUGCAUUUCAAACAUAAAUUCAUUCUGGACGUCUACACAGCUUGAGAAGAGCUAAAUUUUUUGAAGUUUUGAAAUAUAUUGACCUAUUAUUUUUCACAUUUCAAAAGGACUGAAAUUUGGAAAUGCAUUAAUAUUUUGUCCCCACUUAACAGAAAGGAAUUUGCAACGAAUCAUGUAAUAUCAAUGAACAGGCAGUUUUGAUUUGGACAAAUAUACUGUUUCUCAAUAUGAUGUUUAUUGUCUAAGAGUAGAUCAGUGACUGUGGUUAACUGUAAAAGACUAACCAUUAGAUAUCAGUGAGAUCAUCAGAUAUUGGAAACAUUGAGAAAACGAACUGCUAGUGAACUUUUUGUUAUACUUAAUGCAUAAUGACGGAUAAUCAUAAAAUGAUUUAAUAUAUUUAACUGACAAGAUGUCCAGUAGCUAAAAUAUGAUCAACAUUGUAAUAAAUUCUUUUUUUUUUUCUUUUUAUCAAUUUACUUUUUGUUGUUCUUUAUUUUGGUCCUUCUUAACUUCUUCAUAAGGCAAACAUUUGUUUAUAGGACGAGCCAGUGACUGCUGGAAACUUUGUUCACUUCAAGAAACCCAUUUUUAAACCAAUAACAGUUCAAGGCAGUAUGUGCUCUAGGCUCUAGAGUCUCAUCCAGUGUGUUUACAUCACUUUUCAUCACAUAGUUUGAGUUUAUAUUUAACUCACCAGAAGCUUUGCUUACAUGAAGAGGAAUUAAAGUUUUGAGCACUUGUAAAGGGAUAGUUUUUGAUGCACUGGCUGAAUGAUUGGAAAAUGUCUCAGCCUCUACUGUUCCUCAUCCUGGAUAUUUUGUGGCAUGCGACUGGCCCUAUGUUGUUGGAAGGGCUUAUGAAGCAAUACAACUCCAAAGCGGCAUGCAUUAGAUAUGGAUUCCAGUGCAGAGAGGACAGAAGAAACUGUCUGCUUGUGGAUUUGCUUUCAGUUUACUCUGCCUCUUCUGACUGGCGUGCUUUAUCUCACGGGAGAUGAGGGGCAGAUGGGUGCCGUGUCUGGGGUCAAAAGAGGGGGCCGCAAGGACCUGUCUCUUUCCCUUAUUCUAAGGAGAUGCUUCUGUGUUUUAAGGGAAAAUGUAAGUUUAAUUCCAUCUGACAUUGCUGGCAUAAGAGUAUAAGAAAAUGCGUAUACUGUUUUUCCUCUUUUAAUCUAAAAUCUCAGUUGGAGUACUACUACAGGACACUCUACAAAGACGACGUGAUCAUCACCAUCAGAGGACGCUUAGAAAGAAAAGACUGACUGUAAUGCACACCACAUUCUUACAUGUGUGUUAAACCCUGUUAACUGGUUAUUCUAGCCUUAGUGUAAACUCUUAAAGAGCCACAUGAGAAACUGAGAGUGAAAUGGAUGACUGGAUAUGUCCAGAAUUAACAUACUAGCAUACUUACUGAACACUGUGUAGUCGUGAAGUUGUGGCCUAGUGGUUAGAGAGCUUGACUCCUAACCCUAGGGUUGUGGGUUCGAAUCCUGAACCGGCAAUAACACGACUAAGGUGCCCUUGAGCAAGGCAUCGAACCCCCAACUGCUCCCUGGGCGCUGCAGCAUAAAUGGUUGCCCACUGCUCCGGGUGUGUGCACUUUGGAUGGGUUAAAUGUAGAGCACGAAUUCUGAGUAUGGGUCACCAUACUUAGCUGUAUGUCACAUCACUGUGUAGAGGUGCAUUCAGUAUAAUAAUCAUAUAACUCAAAGUUUGGGGUUGGUAAGAUUUAAAAUAGUUGUUUUAAGUAUCUUAUGUUCAUCCAAAACUGCAUUUAUUUGAUCAAAAAUACAGUAAAAACUGAUUUUAAUACUCUAUUAAAACAUUAUUUGGUCCACUUUAUUUUAUGGUCCAAUUCUCGUGAUUAACAAACCAUUAACUAUGAUUUUGCCUCAAUAAACUCCCAAUUUGCUGCUUAUUGUUAGUAAGGUAGUUGUUAAGUUUAGGUUUGGGGUAGGAUUGGGAAUGUAGAAUAUAGUAAUGCAUAAUAAGUGCUUUAUAAGUACUAAUAAACAACCUAUAUGUUAAUAACAGACAUGCUAAUAAGCAACUAGUUAACAGUGAGAAUUGGCCACUAAAACAAAGUGUAACCCAUUAUUUGUUAUGAUUUAUAUAAAGUUGAAAGUGUGAAAUAUAAAAAAUCUUCUGUACCAUAAAUUUCUUUUAUGUCACUUUUGAUCAAUUGAAUGCAUCCUUACUGAAUACAGUUCAUUACUUCAGUUAAUAUACAGCAGCCUGCUAUCUCACUUUCCCUUCUCAACAAGACAAAAAGGUGAUCUUUUUCGAGUGUUAGACCACUCAGUCUUCAUGUCUAGAAACUGAAAACGGCUGCAAAGGGUAUUUUUGGAGAUUGGCUGAAAAAAAUGCAAUUACAUCAGAGGCAGUUGUUGCGUUCCAUCUACGCAGACCCUUUGGGGCUCAUGCUCUCCACACAGAACUCACAAACCAUCAUGUGUUAUCCAACUUUACUCAAACUCAUACGACAUAUUGUUACUACCCGUGCAACAGAUUGCCAGAUCACACACUUACAUCUCUAUAUCUAUCUAUGGCUGAGUAAACAUUUUGAUUCAUUUGAAAAGUUGUUGUAAAGUAAACUUUGCUAACAUAAAGAAUCUUUUUUUACCAGUCCUAAUCAACACAGAA